Symbiodinium necroappetens is the source of this 483-nucleotide messenger RNA. The record is from the annotation of a GenBank genome assembly. Lineage: Eukaryota; Dinophyceae; Suessiales; Symbiodiniaceae.
AUGAGCUUUCAGAUUCUUGCGCCUCUGGGCUGGGCCCAUUUCUGUGCGGCCGCGCUGAGCUUCGUGGGGUAUGGGCCCAGCGAGGGUCCUUUCGAUGAGUUCGAGGCUCCACCGAUCCGUCCACUCGUGCAGGCUGCUUUGGCGCAGUACACGACGUUGGACCUGGAUCAGAUUGACUAUUGGGCCAUUGAAGUUGGGAACGUGGGGUGCCGGGAAGCUCUGGUUUCUUACGGCACGGAGGAUGCUCCACCCCUGCUUUUGGAGCGAUCCACGAUGCCCGCCAGAUGGCAGGGUCGCGACGAACCGUCCCCUUGUGGCGGGGCCUUAUCGGUGAAAUGGACCCCAUCAUCUGACGUCAAGUAUCCUUGGGAGGACCACCCGGCAAGCUGGAUUUGUGGUUUCGGAAAAUGUGUCUCGGUGACUGUCGAACUGUCUAUUUGUGUCUCAGCCUUCUCUUUACUCUGUCUUGCCCUUCGUUCAUAG